AUGAACACCACUUUGGUCGGCCAGUUUCGCUCGAACAUGCAUCGACGUACGUUCGUCGUGCUGCAGUUGUGCAGCCUCCUAGCUGCCUGCAGUUGCAUCGUUGCUCAUCAGAGAGAUUACGAUAGUGUAUCGAUAUCAACGGAUUGCGAUCAGCGACAGAAUUCCACUGAAUGCGCAAAAAAGUCGCGAGAGAUUGGAAUUAAUAAUAGUCAGACAAGGGAGAGGGUGACCAGGGAAAUUGAUGAAAAAACUUUUGAGGGUGAAAAUGAAGGAACUGAAGAAGUCACAUCUCGCAAAAAGAAAGACAAAGGGUACGGACAGAUGUUGUUGUACUUCCUGGGAGCAUCGAAGCUGACUAUGCUCUAUGUGUUGAUUAACGUUGUUGCUGCGAUUGCUGCAAAAGCACUGGUCGUUGGAAAAGCUGCUCUGGCUAUUGCUACUGCUAUUGCCUUGAAAAAAGCCUUCGAGCACAAGGAAAAGGUGACGUACCAGAUAAUCAAACACCCUUAUCAUACUUUCGAAAAUACCCAUAGUUCAAGCAUCGAUUAUGACCAUCAUGGUGGCUACGAAGAAAAUGAGCUUGGUUAUCGGAAACGACGAAGAAUUUAUUAA
Osmia bicornis bicornis is the source of this 612-nucleotide messenger RNA. RefSeq lists its product as uncharacterized. The record is from RefSeq and is a predicted model, not a curated record. Lineage: Eukaryota; Metazoa; Arthropoda; Insecta; Hymenoptera; Megachilidae. The transcript is spliced from 3 exons. The coding region runs from base 1 to 612 and encodes 203 amino acids.